Molecule: messenger RNA, 871 nt
Organism: Aspergillus piperis CBS 112811
Lineage: Eukaryota; Fungi; Ascomycota; Eurotiomycetes; Eurotiales; Aspergillaceae
Product: RraA family protein
Exons: 2
Coding region: 65-745 (226 amino acids)
Source: RefSeq, a predicted model, not a curated record
UCUGGGGCCACCGUCUUGCCCUUUCGCAUCCCCGUACUAUCAAUACAAUCGUGAACAAGUAGCUAUGGCAGUCAGACCAAACGUCCUCAGCGCGUUGCGGCGCUUCACCUCUUGUGAUGUCGGCGACGCCCUCGUCAAGCUCGGAGUCCCUCAGGGCGGCUAUUUAUCCGGUCUCAAAAUGUACUCUCCGGAUUUCAUGUCACCCACAGCAAAGUUCCUCGGCCCGGCAUACACAGUGAAAAUGGUGCAUGCCUCGGACAAGGUUUCGCCAACGCCUAAGGUUCAUUUCGCCGAUGCCGUCCCCAAAGACAGCGUUGUAUUUGUGUCACAACCGAGAGGCUUGAUCAGUGCUUGUUGGGGAGGACUCAUGAGCACUCGGGCUCAGAAACGUGGUGCUGCCGGAGUUAUCAUUGAUGGCAAAUUUCGCGAUAUCAAUGAACACCGGGAGCUGGGAAUGACCCUGUUUGCGCGCGACAUUAGCAUUUUGGGAUCCAACUCUUUCACUCGUUCUUCUGAAUUGGAUGUACCAGUUACCUACGAGAACUCAGAGAAUGGGGGGCAGGUUGUUAUUAAUCCUGGUGAUUAUAUCCUUGGAGAUGCGGAUGGGGUGGUUGUCGUUCCGCCUGAAAAGGCAGAAGAGUGCGUGCGCCUCUGCCAGGAACGCUUUGAUAUUGAUGAGGAGACACGGCGUUGUCUGGAACAGGGUGAUGAAAUAGGGAGCACUAUCAAGAGGCUGAGGAAAUAAGCUAGCCGUGAGAUCCAGCUUGUUUUGAGGGUCUGUAUUGUCCUUCUCGCAGACUUGUGAAUAGCCUUGAAGUAAAAUACUGAUGCCUCUAUGGACUGUAUCGGAAUGUAUAGUAUAUGAGACACA